UGUGACUUGUGUUUCCGUCCCUGUUCCCACACCACACCUCAACACAGAUGCCUGUAGCAGAGAGACUCAAUACGGAAAAUCGGAGAAUUCAAAUCUGAGUUACAGGCUAUGGAGUGGGUUCGUGGCCAAAUUGUCGGUCGUGGAAGCUUUGGGACUGUGAAUUUGGCGAAACCCAGGAGCCGGAGCACCCUGUUUCCUCCUUUGAUGGCCGUGAAAUCUUCUGCCGCUUCGCUCUCCGCUUCACUUGUGAAUGAACGGUGUGUACUGCAGGAGCUCAACGAUUGUCCCCAGAUUGUUCGAUGCCUCGGUGGCGAUUUCAGCUUCGAGAAUGGCGAGAAAUUGUAUAAUGUCCUGUUGGAGUACGCUUCCGGCGGUGCUUUAGCUGAUAAGCUUCGGAAUUCCGGUACCGGCCGGCUGUCGGCGAGCGAUGUGCGGCGGUACACCAAGUCUUUGCUCAAGGGGCUGCAUUAUGUUCACAAGAACGGGUAUGUUCAUUGUGAUCUCAAGCUUCAGAACAUUCUUCUCUUUUCUCGAAAAGAUGUUCAAGAAGAUGAUGUGAAAAUUGCGGAUUUCGGGCUGGCGAAGAAAGCUGGAGCGGGGAGAGAAAAGGCGGGGAUGGAGUUGAGAGGUACGCCGCUGUACAUGUCGCCGGAGAUGGUCGCCGCCGGCGAGCAGGAGGCCCCGGCGGACGUGUGGGCGUUGGGGUGUUUGGUGGCGGAGAUGGCCGGGGCGGAGGUGUGGAGGUUCCCACCGGGGGCUGACGUUUGCGGGCUCUUGAUGAGGAUCGGCGUCGGUGAGGAGGUCCCGGAGAUUCCCGGAAAAUUGUCGGCCGAAGGAAGAGAUUUCCUGGGAAAGUGCUUUAUCAAGGACCAGAGAAAGAGAUGGACGGCUGAGAUGCUUCUAAAUCAUCCCUUCGUCGUCGAUGAGAACAGUGAUCACGACGACACUGUUCCAUUAGAGGAGACGUGCGAACCCUGCUCGACCUCUCCCAGAGCUCCGUUCGAUUUCCCCGACUGCGAUGAGCAGACCUCUAGCACAUUUACCUUUACACCGUCGCCGGAAUAUUCUUCAGAACAGGACACAUCGCCGGCGGAGAAGCUUCGGCCACUGGUGGCCGGUCAGAUACCCGAUUGGCCUGUUUCGGACAGUUGGAUCACAGUAAGCCUUCAGAUCGGCGAAACGUGCUCUUCUGAAAAUAAGUGCGACGCCGGCCUACGCUGCGGAACAUGCCCCGCCAAUGGCAACACCCGCCCCAGAUGCACCCGCAUUCAGCCCAUCUCGCCCACAUCCAAGGCGAAAGGUCUGCCGUUCAAUCAGUACUCGUGGCUGACGACGCAUAACUCUUUUGCGCUUUCCGGGGCGAAGUCGCAGACCGGAUCGGUCCUAAUCAGCCAGGAGAAUCAAAAUGAUUCUGUCACCAGCCAGCUCGAAAAUGGGGUGCGGGGCUUGAUGCUCGACAUGUACGAUUUCAUGAAUGAUAUCUGGCUAUGCCACUCCUUUGGUGGGAAAUGUUACAACUUCACAGCAUUUCAACCUGCCAUCAAUGUGUUGAAAGAGAUCCGAACUUUUCUGGAAGCAAACCCAUCAGAAAUCGUCACCAUAUUCAUCGAGGAUUACGUGUCGUCUUCACAGGGCUUGACAAAGCUCUUCAGCGCAUCCGGCCUCAGUAAAUACUUGUUCCCAGUCUCUCGGAUGCCCAAAAAUGGCGGAGAUUGGCCUACCGUGGAUGAUAUGGCACAGAAAAAUCAGCGCUUGGUCAUCUUCACCUCAAAAUCGUCCAAGGAAGCCUCCGAGGGGAUUGCUUAUGAGUGGAAAUAUGUCGUAGAAAAUCAGUAUGGCAGCGAUGGAAUGAUUGCUGGUUCCUGUCCAAACCGCGCAGAAUCAUCCCCAAUGAACACAACGACAAAAUCGUUGGUUCUUAUGAACUACUUUUUGACUAAUCCCAAUGAAACAAUGGCUUGUGUUGAUAAUUCUGCCACGCUAAUUAGCAUGACAAACACUUGUUAUCAAGCAGCCGGCAAGCGGUGGCCGAACUUCAUUGCCGUUGAUUUUUACCAGCUGAGCGACGGUGGGGGCGCCCCGGAAGCUGUGGACGUAGCCAAUGGCCAUCUGACUUGCGGAUGCAAUAACAUCGCCUAUUGCAAGGCAAAUGCAACAUUUGGCACAUGCGAUGUGCCGGUGCUCUCUCCUCCCCCGCCGGCCUCGUUGCCACCGACAGGCGAUGGCUCCGGCAGCGGAGCAUCUCAAGGGCCAAGCAAUGACUCUACUAUUAGCAGGCCGGUUCAACUGCGUUGGCUGAUGGGGACGAUUUUCACUGCUCUUCUCUUGCUGAGUCUGUAAUUCGCCGGCAACUUUUAUUAAUUAGUUACCUGUUUUUGUACCACUGCCCCAUAUAGAUGCAUUUCUUUUUACAAAAUAAAUAAGCGACCCAUUUGUAUUUGCCAUUGGGUUUGGAUAUAUAUAUAUAUAUAUAUUUCAAAAUUUAAAUACCCUGCAUGCAAGCAAUCAUUUAUAUUGGGUAAAUGUUGCUUGCUUGAUGUAUGCAUGGAUAAGAGUAUGUAUAUCCAAGUUUGGAAGCCACAACUCUUAAACUUAAUUUUGCACUUAAUUAUAAGUUCGCUUAAACUUUAUUAAA
Molecule: messenger RNA, 2635 nt
Organism: Diospyros lotus (date-plum)
Lineage: Eukaryota; Viridiplantae; Streptophyta; Magnoliopsida; Ericales; Ebenaceae
Product: PI-PLC X domain-containing protein At5g67130
Exons: 8
Coding region: 109-2340 (743 amino acids)
Biological process (GO): lipid metabolic process; protein phosphorylation
Molecular function (GO): ATP binding; protein kinase activity; phosphoric diester hydrolase activity
Source: RefSeq, a predicted model, not a curated record